GUGACUCAUAGCCACACACAAAAACAUAUUCUAGCACUACUCUUGAAUGUUAGCAAUGGCAGUUCUAAAGCUUAAGCUUGUUAUCACCCUUUUCUUUCUUCAAGCCCUCCUCACAUCCCAUAUCCAAGCCGGCCCGGGAAACUCUGAUCUCUUUCGCGAAUACAUAGGAGCCGAAUUCGACAACGUCAAGUUUUCGGAUGUCCCCAUAAACCCUAAUGUAGAAUUCCACUUCAUUCUCUCCUUUGCCAUAGACUACGACCCCUCAGGCUCCUCUCCCACCAACGGAAAAUUCAAUGUCUUUUGGGACUCUGACAACCUCAGCCCUUCCCAAGUUUCCUCCAUCAAAAACCAACAUUCUAAUGUCAAAGUUGCCUUGAGCUUAGGAGGAGAUAGUGUCAAUAGUGGCUCUGCCUACUUCAACCCUUCCUCGAUUGAUUCGUGGGUUUCGAAUGCUGUUUCUUCACUCACAAGCAUCAUCCAGCAGUACAACUUGGACGGAAUCGACAUUGAUUAUGAGCACUUUCAAGCAGACCCCGAUACAUUUUCCGAGUGCAUUGGAAGGCUUAUAACAACCCUAAAGAACAAUGGAGUGAUCUCAUUUGCUUCUAUUGCUCCAUUUGACGACGAUGAAGUUCAGAGCCACUACUUGGCCUUGUGGAAGAGCUAUGGCCAUUUGAUUGACUACGUCAAUUUCCAAUUUUAUGCCUACGAUCAGAGCACCACGGUGUCUCAGUUCAUCAACUAUUUCAACACUCAGAGCUCCAAUUACAAUGGCGGACAGGUCUUGGCAAGCUUUAUCAGUGAUGGGAGUGGCGGAUUGUCGCCGGAGAACGGGUUUUUUAAAGCCUGCCAGAGGCUCAGAAGUGAGGGAAAACUCGGUGGAAUCUUUGUUUGGUCAGCUGAUGAUUCCAAGAAACUUGGUUUCCGCUACGAAAAGCAAUCGGAAGCUCUCUUGGCCAAUAAUUAGUACUAUAUAUUAUGAUCUUAUGCAUUGCCUUGUAUACGGGUGUGAUUAAGUAGGCUCUGGAAUUGGAUUCCAGGGAAUUAUACUGUACUUUCAUGUGUGCUAGAGUUUUUACAUAUUUCAGAUUGUCUUGUAUGAUUGUGUAAGAGUGCUACUUUUUAUUAAAAUUUUCUUAUUUUCAACA
This is a messenger RNA of Malus domestica (apple), 1148 nucleotides long. Its product is annotated as chitinase 2-like. Gene Ontology annotation, molecular function: hydrolase activity, hydrolyzing O-glycosyl compounds. The record is from RefSeq and is a predicted model, not a curated record. Gene Ontology annotation, biological process: carbohydrate metabolic process. NCBI's taxonomy places the organism in Eukaryota, Viridiplantae, Streptophyta, Magnoliopsida, Rosales, Rosaceae.